Molecule: messenger RNA, 2348 nt
Organism: Cannabis sativa
Lineage: Eukaryota; Viridiplantae; Streptophyta; Magnoliopsida; Rosales; Cannabaceae
Product: U4/U6 small nuclear ribonucleoprotein PRP4-like protein
Exons: 6
Coding region: 170-1933 (587 amino acids)
Biological process (GO): mRNA splicing, via spliceosome
Cellular component (GO): U4/U6 x U5 tri-snRNP complex
Molecular function (GO): U4 snRNA binding; protein binding; U6 snRNA binding
Source: RefSeq, a predicted model, not a curated record
GGAAAAUCCCUAAAAACCAAUAUUUGUAAAAACUUCUUCUUCUUCUUCCUCCGCUGUGAAAGAAUCCACACUUCCUUCUCGACAAUCUCUCUCCUUCUCUGACUCGCCGGACUCAGUCCACUCGCCGCCCUAUUCUGCUCCUUCCCAUCACUUACAAGGGUUAGAUAUCAUGGCAGCAGAAGAGGAAAAUAACCCUUUACCAACUCCAAUGGAAUCAUCUUCUCCAAUUCUUGAUGAUCAGUCUCUAAUAUCUGCUGCAAAUACCAUUCCAUUUCAGCCAGUCCUCCCUAUUAUUCCACCAGGAAUCCCACCCCCAAUUGUGCCUCCAGUUGUUCUUCCCAUGGUUCCUGCAAUGGCUCCAAUUCCUACGGUUCCAGCUCCCUCCAUUCUUCGCCCAUUAGCACCUUUACCAGCCCGCCCUCCUGUUAUUAGGCCCCCAGUACCACAAAAUGGUGAGGUUGUAACGAGUGACUCAGAUUCAGAUGAUGAAUCAGGCCCUUCCCGCUCUGCUCCUGGUUCAACUCUGGAGUAUGAGAUAUCGGAGGAGAGUAGACAAAUAAGAGAACGACACGAAAAAGCAAUGCAAGAACUGAUGAUGAAGCGGCGUGCUUCUGCCCUUGCAGUUCCUACCAAUGAUGCAUCUGUUCGUGCACGUCUACGUCGGCUUGGCGAGCCCAUUACACUUUUUGGAGAAAGAGAAAUGGAAAGACGGGAUAGGCUGAGAAUGAUAAUGGCAAAGUUAGAUGCUGAAGGGCAGCUGGAGAAGCUGAUGAAAGCUCACGAGGAAGAGGAGGCUGCAGCUUCAGCUGCAACGGAAGAUACUGAAGAAGAAAUGCUUCAGUACCCUUUUUACACUGAAGGAUCCAAAGCACUUUUGGAUGCUAGAAUUGAUAUUGCAAAGUAUUCAAUAGUAAGAGCAGCCUCACGUCUUCAACGUGCACGGAGGAGAAGAGAAGAUCCUGAUGAGGACGUGGAUGCAGAGAUGGAUUGGGUUUUAAAUCAGGCAAGGACCUUAGCCCUUGAUUGCAGUGAGAUUGGGGAUGACCGUCCACUUUCUGGUUGCUCCUUCUCACAAGAUGGAAAACUACUUGCCACCUGUGCUUUAAGUGGAGUUGCUAAGCUGUGGAGCAUGCCUCAAGUGAAAAAGGUUGCCACCUUAAAGGGACACACAGAGCGACUAACCGAUGUCACAUUUUCUCCAACGGACAAUAUUCUAGCAACUGCUUCUGCUGACCGGACUGCAAAGCUGUGGAACACUGACGGAACUCUCUUGAAAACAUUCAAGGGCCAUCUAGACCGUCUUGCACGUAUCAAUUUCCAUCCAUCUGGAAAGUACUUGGGCACAACUAGCUUUGAUAAGACGUGGAGAUUGUGGGAUGUCGAUACUGGUGUGGAAUUGCUUCUUCAAGAAGGCCAUAGCAGAAGUGUCUACGGACUAGCCUUUAAUCAAGAUGGAUCAUUAGCUGCUUCUUGUGGUCUGGAUUCCCUUGCACGUGUUUGGGAUCUCAGAACUGGCCGAAGUAUUCUUGCCUUGGAAGGCCAUGUUAAGCCAGUUCUUGCCUUAAGUUUCUCAGGAAAUGGCUAUUAUUUAGCAUCAGGGGGAGAAGAUAACACAUGUCGCAUAUGGGAUUUAAGAAAGAAAAAAUCAUUGUACACCAUUCCAGCCCACUCGAACCUCAUUUCUCAGGUCAAAUUCGAGCCUCAAGAAGGAUACUUUCUGGUAACGGCCUCAUAUGAUACGACAGCCAAGAUUUGGUCAGCACGAGAUUUUAAGCCUGUGAAAACACUUUCUGGACACGAAGCUAAGGUUACUUCGUUAGAUGUAUCAGGAGAUGGAAAUUGCAUUGCUACCGUGUCACAUGACCGAACAAUCAAGCUUUGGUCGAGCAGUGGUACCGAAGAGGAAAAUCGCCAUGAAAUGGAGCUUGACUAGAUAUCAAAUAUUUUGAACUAGUUAUGAAAUUUCGGGUUAGUCCAAAGCAUUGAAGAGUGGAGUUUUGACUCAAGAACAACAUUUUAGAGACGUGAAAAUCGAUCGUGCCUGGUAGGACGAUUCUUAUCUCUAUCUGAUGUUGAGUUAGUGAGUUACUCUUCUCAUUUUAGCUACUAAUACAGACCAAAUGGAUUUUAACACCAAUUUUUCUAUGGUGACAAACAAGUACAAGUAGUUCCUCUGUUUUAGAUCAAGAGAUUGUGAAGUAAAAAAGAAAAAAGCUGUGCAAUUUGUUGGUAUCUUUUCUUAUAAAUUUAAUUUAUGUACUGAUUAUUAUGUGUAUCUCUAAUUGAUUUGGUAAUCAAAGAAGAACUAAUGAAACAUUUCUGAUUUAAAUGGAAAUAAUUUCCUAGUA